UUAAUGCACUUACGGAAAAUAUUGGUGCAUCUAAUCCAAUUAUUGAAGCAACUUAUGAUCUAAUGAUUCUCGUUAUUGUUCCAGUGGUCUUAACCAUUGAUAUUGAUAGCGAAAAAUUUAUUAAUGCUAGUGAAAGAAGAGAGUUAAGGCACAUACUUAAAUAUUUAAAAUUUGUUCCCGCUAUAAAUAUAGUUUUAGUUUGCACUACAUUUAGUACUACUUGUAUUUCAUGUUGUUUACUUGGUUUAUUUUAUUUAAAUGCUCAUUUUAAUACUUCUAAUGAUUCUAAAAAAACUCACAAAACGGAAAGAGCAUUAGUUUUUCCUUCAAUUAUUGUGAGUUUAUCAAUCUUUAUUGUAGAUUUAGUCUUUCUUAUUUUAGCGGCAAAUCGAAAUAAUGGUCAGCAUCCUGGGUCUCCUGAUGAACAGGAAAGAAUAUGGAUUAAUAAUGGUCUAGAUUUCAAAGGCCUUAAAGAUUGGGUUGGUGAUGCAAUAAAAAGGGAACAGCUCGAAAGAGCAACGUCGAUAGUGAGCUUUUGUUCGGAAUUGAUAUUUUGCGCAAUUGUUGCACCCAGCGUUUUAUGGAUUAAGACCUAUCUUUUCUUAUCAUUUCUAUCAUAUUCAAUGAAUGAUCUUUAUUUGAAGUUGAAACAUAAACAAGAAGAUUGCGAAAAGUCAAAACAUAAGCAAAAAAAUGGCACUGCUACAUCUGACGUACAAGAAACUCCGUAA
Molecule: messenger RNA, 731 nt
Organism: Dentiscutata erythropus
Lineage: Eukaryota; Fungi; Glomeromycota; Glomeromycetes; Diversisporales; Gigasporaceae
Source: the annotation of a GenBank genome assembly